AUGAGCCAACCGGACGAGGAGAGGAGCCUGGGGCCCGAGGACCCCGAGCUGGCCGCUGCCGACCCCGAGGAGCAGUACAAGUCCUUCUGCGCCGUCGUCAUCGACAUGGGCACCGGCCACACCAGGAGCGGGCUGGCCGGGGACGAGAAGCCGCGCUCGGUGGUGCCCAGCCGCGUCGGGGUGCCGGGGCAGGAGGACGAGGCCGGCCGUGCCGACGGCACCGCCAUCCUCACCCACGGCGUGGUCACCGACUGGGACGGCCUGGAGACGCUGUGGCGGCGCGUCUUCUACCGCGAGCUCGCCGUGUGCCCCGAGGAGCUGGCCGUGCUGGUGACGGACGCGCCGCUGUCGCCGGCCGCCAACCGCGAGCGGGUGGCCGAGCUGCUCUUCGAGGGCUUCGGCGUGCCGGCCAUGCUGGUGCUGCCCCGCUCGCUGCUGGCCGCCUACUCCUACGGCCGCACCAGCGGGCUCGUGGUGGGCUCGGGCGCCGGCACGUCCUACGCGGCGCCCAUCCUGGACGGCUACGCCCUGCCCCACGCCACCUUCCGCCUGGACGUGGCCGGGGACGCGCUCACCGCCUACCUGGGGGCGCUGCGGGCCGAGAGCGGGCCGCCGCUGGGCACCGACCUGCUGUGCUACCUCAAGGAGCACUGCUGCCGCUGCCGGCUGCCCGGUGCGCCCGCGCCGCCCGCCAUCGACUUCACCCUGCCCGACAAGCGCGUGGUGGCCGUGGGCGCCGAGCGCUUCCGCUGCCCCGAGGCGCUGUUCAGCCGGCACCCCGUGGGAUGGCUGCAGUCGGGUGGCCCCCCGACCCUCCCGGUGGGAACGGGGUCCCCGGGCGGCUGCGUCACCCCCUGGAUGCAGCCGCUGCUCCCCGGUUAG
This is a messenger RNA of Nothoprocta perdicaria, 882 nucleotides long. Its product is annotated as actin-85C-like. The transcript is spliced from 2 exons. Lineage: Eukaryota; Metazoa; Chordata; Aves; Tinamiformes; Tinamidae. The coding region runs from base 1 to 882 and encodes 293 amino acids. The record is from RefSeq and is a predicted model, not a curated record.